AUGUAUCAAUUUGAUUGUUUUGGUGGAGGAAAACUGAAAGUUAGUCUAACUUUCGAUUUUUUUUAUCCAAAAAAUUUCAACCUAUAAAUUUGUUACAGCCACCUUAUUGUUUGCUUUUUCGAGAUUUGAUAACUUCGCUGCCGCUUGCGAUUUUUUGGCUGAUAAUUCCGAUUUAUAUCAGGAUUAUACGGAAAAAGGAACCGAAAUUGAGAACUCCAAAAUGGUUUUGGGCACAUUUGGUAGGUUUUUUAAAUUUUGAGUUGAAAACUCAAUUUUUAAAUGUGAAAAUAUUCGGGGACUAGGAUUUCCACCUUGAAAAAACUAGUCCCCCUCAUUUUUAAUGAAUUCGCGGGACAAGUUUCAGCGAAUUUUCAGCCGAAAACCUCGAAUUUUCAGACAUUCCAAGCUCUUCUUAUCGUCGAAAAUGCCACGUUUGGCGCUCUGGAUUUCAACAAAUUCGACCAUUUUCUACCUUUUCUCCGGUUCGCCAAAGCAAUUUCCUAUGUAAGUUUUCAAAAAUCCACCUUUUUUGAUAUUUGAUAGGAUUUUCUCUGCGUCUCUCAAUUUUAUAUGUUAUUUUUCGAGAUUACAAGAAAUGUAUCAAAUUUCGAAACACAAAAUGAAAUGUUAUCUGGAAAACAAGUGUUUUUUUGAAAAACAACAUUUAGGUGCAAUUUUUGGGGGGCGGUGUUUGCACAGAUUUAUUUUUUAAUUUAAAGGUGGAGUCCGAGCAAAAAUUAAGUUGUGCUCAUUUGAAAGAGCAUGUUCUAAUUAGUACAAUCCUCGAAGGAUUUUUUCUGGAAGCUUCUCAAACAUUGGUUAAAAAAUUACAAAGUUCGAAAAAACAGUGAAACACCGUGUAAAAUGGCUUGAAAGUCCAUAUCUCCAACCGUUUGGAGCUGUGUUUCUCUAAUGUUAGAGAAGCUCUCAGAAAAAAUCCUUCGAGGAUUGUACUAAUUGCAACAUGCUCUUUCAAAUUAGCACAACUUAUUUUUUGCUCGGACUCCACCUUUAAAUUUUUAUUUGCAAAAGGGAUUUUUUCAAAAUAAAAAGGUGUUAAGCUGUUAAAUUGAACUUUAUAUUGGAAAAUUUCCAAGUAUUUCGAAAAAACCAUUUUUUUUUUGACAAAAAAUUUGAAAAACUCAUAAAAACGGCUGCUCCAAGUGCUUAUCAGUGAAAAAUUGGCGAAUUUCACAUAUUUUUUAUUUGAUUAGGCGUUUUUUUGCCGAAAAUUUAUGAACUUUUUCCCACGCAUUUUGAAGCUCAUUUUUUGGCUCAAACACUUGUUUUAGCGAUGUUUUUUCAAAUAAAAUUUGGAGUUUUUGUGAUUUCCGCUCUAAAUUCAUAGGUUUGACCAAAAAUAAUUGAAAAAUGAAAAAAAACAGUAAAUUCUAGUCAAAAUCUUGCAAAAUAAGAAUUGGGGACUAUGUUUCACACCAUGCAAAUUCUAGUCCUCCGUUCUAUUGGUUCAAAAAUUUUUCUGAACUUUUCCCACGCUUUUUUUGCAGCUGCUCAUUUUUUGGCUGAAAAAUAUCAGCUAUAGCUAGGUAGACCUAUAAUUUUCUGACUAUUUUUAGCAGAUCACAAUUUAGAGCCCAAGAACUAUAAUUAAAAAAUUAUUGUUGAAAAUUAGGGGGUUGGGAUUAGAGAAUUGAGAAAAUCCUAGUGCCUCAUGAGAUUUCAGCGCUCGUUUCGCGCUCUCAAAAACAACCAAAGAAUUGGGGGACUAGCUUUUGUAUCUUGCAAAUCUUAGUCCUCCGAGUUUUCAGUUCAAUUUUUGCAGACAUCUUGCUGUAUCUGGUUUUGUUUGCUCUCGAAACGACUUCAUGAAAUUCACUCGUCUUUUUGUAUUUCGUUUUUGGUGCUUACUAUUUUGAAAUUGGUUCAGAUUUUGAUUACGGUAUGUUUUUCUGCUUUUUGAAGAAAAAAUAUAAAAAAAUGAAGAAAAUUAUAUAAUUGGAAAAAUUAAUUAAAGAAAUUUUGUUUUUUUUUUUUGUUGAAAAAAAGAACUGACAUUGAUUUUUGAUUUAAAAAAUUGGACUUUUCUUGCACUUUAUUUUUUUCGCGAGGAAUGAGAUUUUGUAAUAAUGCUACGUCAUAACUUUAUUCAUUUUAAAAUAACUUUUGAAUUCUUAGAAGCGUAAGCUUACAUUAUAUUUUUCCAGUUCUUCGAAUCGUCAUUUGACCUUGGAGAUCUAACCGAACUCACACUUCUAAUGGCCGAAUCAACACUUCUUGCAAUUUCAAAACGCCGUGAAACCGAGAAAUUCAUCCUCGAGAGGCCGAAAUCACCAGAAGAAAAAGCUUCAUUUAUAUCGAGAGUAUUUUUCUCAUGGCUCACUUAUUUGAUUCGAAUUGGUGCAAAAAGACCGCUUGAAAAUGAAGAUUUGUAUCCGUUGAAUCGAAAAGGAAAUUCAGAAUAUUUGAAAAAACGUUGGGAUGAGGAAUGGAAAAAUGAAAGAGAAGGUGAGAAGUACGCGGAAAAUAUCAAAAUAUUUCUGAAAUACUUUUCAGAAUGCUCGAAAACCCAAAAAGUUCCGUCAAUAGUCUGGCCAUUUGUUCGAAUUCACAAAAAAGAGAUUUUCUGUGCAACAAUUGCUCGAGCCCUUGCUGACACUAUUCAUUAUCUCAAUCCAAUUCUGCUCAAGUUAGUCUAACUCCAAAAACUUUGAUUCAAAAUUUGUCUGAAUUUGUUUCCAGACAAUUAAUCGAUUAUGUUUCUUUUCACGAUCAACCUUUAUCUUUUGGAAUCGCAAUUGCUUCAUUGAUGUUUUUAUCAGCCACAACAAGAAGUUUGCUGCAAAAUUUUCAGGUAUUUUUGCAGGGUUUUCAGACAGACGAAUGGUUAGGCCCGAUUCAAGCCCAAAUAGUCUGAAAUUUCAGAUUGGUUGGAUGUGUCGAUUAUCUCUAUAUUAUCAAAUGGUUUUAAAUUCUGCCAUAAUGUCAAAAAUCCUGCGACUUAGCCCAACUGCAAGAAAUGGUCGAACUGCUGGAGAAAUUUUGAAUCAUUCAGCUGUUGAUACCGAAAUCAUUAGUCAAGCUGUUGUCUAUUUGCAAAAUAUGUGGAGUGUUCCUUUUCAGGUUAGUUAUGACGUGGCUAUUUUUAAGCCUUGAAGUGUACAUUUUCCAAAUAUUCGAAAUCUUCUCCAAUGUUUUUUGCAAAGCUACCGUCAAACUACUCAAAAAAACAUCGAUUUUUUUUCAAAAAAAAUUUGAAACGUAUGAAAUUCAGGUGGCUUUUUCAUGGAAAAAUAUUGGAUUUUUAUUGUUAAAAUAGCUUGUAAAAAGCUAUGACGUGACGAAAUUUCCAGGUUUUUUUUUGAGUUUCAGAAAACUCUAAAUUUAGAAUUUGAAAAAUGCAAAUCCGAUUCUGAAGAUUCUGAAAGUUAAUUUAAUUUUCCAAUUUAAAUCCUAAUUUCAACAUUUUCAGGUAACCUUAGCAAUGAUAAUGUUAUCAAUAACAUUAGGAUGGGCUGCAUUGGCUGGAGUUGUUAUUAUGCUUUUAUUUAUUCCACUCAAUUUUUUCACUUCAAGAUUUAUCAAAAAAUCACAAAUUGCUCAGAUGAAAGUCAAAGAUGAGAGAACCAAAUUAUCGAAUGAGGUUUGAGAUUCUUGUUUAAAAAAUCCCAGAUUUUCUAAUUAAAAUUUUCCCGCAGAUGCUAAACGGAAUAAAAGUUGUCAAACUUUACGCUUGGGAAGAAUCCUUUGAGACGAAAAUCAACGAAUUGCGAGCAAAAGAAGUGAAAAUGUUGCGAAACGUGUGCAUUUUAUCGCGAAUCGUCGACGUCGCCAACGCGACUUCGCCAUUUCUCGUCGCAAUUGCCUCAUUCACUUGUUACGUAUUGUUCGCAAGCGAUUCCACGACUUCUCUAACACCAAGUGUCGCAUUUGUUGCGCUUACUAUUUUUAAUCAAUUGCGACAACCAAUGCGAAUGGUCGCUAUGUUGAUUAAUUCAUUUGUUCAGGCAAAAGUUUCAAAUAUUCGAUUAAAGGAAUUUAUGAAUGCGGAAGAAAUGCGGAAAAAUACGCAAGUUGCGUUGGGAAAUGCUGUGGUUUUUAAGAAUGCGAGUUUGAAUUGGAAAGGUGCGCAAGAGCCUGCAGUGAUCAAAAAUGUGAGUUAGAAUAGAGCUACUGAGAUUGUCAAAAGCUUCCGUGUGCGUCCCUAAUUCAAAUAUUUUCCAGCUCUCUGCCACAAUCAAAUCAGGUCAAUUAAUAGCGAUUGUUGGCGGCGUAGGCGGUGGCAAAUCAAGUAUUUUGUCAGCAAUUCUCGAUGAAAUGUGUUUAUUGGAGGGAAAAGUGAAAGUUGGCGGAAGUCUGGCAUAUGUUCCCCAACAUUCGUGGAUUUUCAAUAAGUCGAUUCGAAAUAAUAUUACUUUUGGGGAAUUGAUGGGAAGUCAAGAGAAUUAUGAGCAAAUUGUCGAGGCUUGUCAAUUGAAAUCUGAUUUUUUGCAAUUUCAACAAGGCGAUGAGACGAUUGUUGGCGAAAAUGUGAGUUUUUUCGGGUACUUUAGAAAAACUACAGUACUCCAUUGA
Caenorhabditis angaria is the source of this 4533-nucleotide messenger RNA. Lineage: Eukaryota; Metazoa; Nematoda; Chromadorea; Rhabditida; Rhabditidae. The record is from the annotation of a GenBank genome assembly.